Penicillium egyptiacum is the source of this 1605-nucleotide messenger RNA. Lineage: Eukaryota; Fungi; Ascomycota; Eurotiomycetes; Eurotiales; Aspergillaceae. The record is from the annotation of a GenBank genome assembly.
AUGGCUUCCAACGGUGAUUUCUCUGACGAGGGAUCCCAACCCGGCUCACCUAUGCUCGAUGCCCACAAUGCCCGCGGAGAGGUCGAGGACCAGGAGCCCCUUGAGCAAGAAGAGAAGCCUCUCAAGUCUGCCAUGAAGAAGACUGAAGCUGCUCCUCAACCGAAGCGCCCAGAACUCCCCGAGCAGCCUAACCCGGAAACACUCGACCUGUCAAAAUUGUCGCCUCUUUCGCCUGAGAUCAUUGCCCGGCAAGCUACUCAGAACAUCGGCACGAUCGGCCAUGUCGCUCACGGCAAAUCCACCGUUGUCAAGGCCAUCUCUGAGGUUCAAACCGUCCGCUUCAAGAACGAGCUUGAGCGCAACAUUACCAUUAAGCUUGGUUACGCCAACGCGAAGAUCUACAAGUGUGACAGCCCCGAAUGCCCUCGGCCCACAUGUUACAAGAGUUUCAAGAGCGAGAAGGAAAUCGACCCUCCAUGUGAGCGUGAAGGAUGCCUAGGUCGUUACCGGUUGCUGCGCCAUCUCAGUUUCGUUGACUGUCCUGGUCACGAUAUUCUGAUGAGCACUAUGCUUUCAGGAGCCGCGGUCAUGGAUGCCGCUCUCCUCCUGAUCGCCGGAAACGAGACUUGCCCUCAACCCCAGACCUCAGAGCACUUGGCCGCUAUUGAGAUCAUGAAGCUCAACCACAUUGUCAUUCUCCAAAAUAAGGGUAAAAUCAUAGUUCUUGCAAACUGCCGAAACGAAGCGCUGACAUUUGAAAAUAAAACAGUCGACCUCAUGCGAAGCGAUAAUGCCCUCGAGCAUUACCAGUCUAUCCUCAAGUUCAUCCGUGGUACCGUUGCUGAUGGCUCCCCGGUCAUCCCCAUCUCUGCACAGCUGAAGUACAACAUCGAUGCUGUCAACGAGGCACUUGUUCAGACGAUCCCUAUCCCUCUUCGCAACUUCGAGGCUACGCCUCACAUGAUGAUCAUUCGUUCCUUCGAUGUCAACAAGCCUGGUGCCGAGAUCGAUGAGCUCAAGGGUGGUGUUGCUGGUGGUUCCAUCCUUACCGGUGUUGUAAAGCUGAAUGAUGAGAUCGAGAUCCGCCCCGGUCUCGUCACCAAGGACGAGCAGGGCAAGAUCCAGUGCCGUCCCAUUUUCUCUCGCAUUGUGUCUCUCUUCGCUGAGCACAAUGACCUCAAGUUUGCUGUUCCUGGUGGCUUGAUCGGUGUUGGUACCCGCGUCGACCCCACGCUUUGCCGUGCUGAUCGUCUUGUCGGUUUCGUUCUCGGUCACCGUGGCCGUCUUCCUGCUAUCUACACCGAGAUUGAGGUCAACUACUUCUUGCUCCGCCGCCUUCUGGGUGUCAAGACCGCCGACGGCAAGCAGGCCAAGGUUGCCAAGCUUGCUAAGAACGAAGUCCUGAUGGUUAACAUCGGUUCCACGGCUACUGGUGCUAAGGUCCUCGGUGUCAAGGCCGAUGCCGCUAAGCUCAGCUUGACCAGCCCCGCCUGCACGGAAGUUGGCGAGAAGAUUGCCAUCAGUCGCAGAAUCGAGAAACACUGGCGUCUGAUUGGAUGGGCCAACAUUGUUGCUGGUAACACCCUCGAGCCUGUGCAGCAGUAA